CCUGUGCUGCAUCUUUGUGAAAUCCAACUUAGUGGCGCUACGUGUAUAGCGAAUUGACAAUUUCUAUUUAAACUUAAAAAAGUCGUUACAGUCGGUAGACGAAUGGAUUAUGUGGAUUAAUUUAGUGUUUGCGAUCUUCAAUGCGAAAGCGUAGUUAGCUUGCUAAUGCUAACUCUCAUUAGCUUUUACGUUAUGAAUCGAUAAUUGUUCGCUGUUUCGACAAAAUAUCAAACAGAUGUAUGUGUUAUGUCUGCACAGUUGUUGCCAAUAUUCGGGGGGCAGCAAAGUCGGGGGAGAGACUGGGUUGUUUUAGGUUCAACACGAAACGUCCACAGCCGCAGCGAUUUAACCACAGGGAUGUCCCAAAACAAGCUACUGUUCAAUGAAGCCAUCCCUGCAAGUACCAUCAACCGUGCCACCCAUGUACGCCCGCCAGCCCCUGUUGUGAUAGAGAGGCUUCUGCCUCUGUCUGAGGAGCGUGAGACACAAGUGGACAACACCAGAAGCUCCAUCAGCUUCACCGCACUCUCUGAGGAGAGACUGCAGGCCGCAGUUCAACUGGCCAAGCGAGAUCUGAGACGUAGGCGCCUUGAGUCUCUGAGAAAAUCCCCUGUCAAACCCUCUCAGGAGGCCUCCCUACUCGAAACAAGUGAUGUAGAGCUGCUUCAGGAGCUUGCAGCCCCUUCGAAUAAGUUCAAUUUAAAGACCUCCAGUCCAAAAGAGAAAGCAACCCGACCUGGAGCCAAAUCGUCAGCGCGCACACUCCAGAAGCAUCCCAUUUCUCACAUGCCUCGGACUGGCCAGUCACCUCCAACCAGAGACACUGGCCCAAGGCAGUUUAAAGUUGGCAAACAAGCUCCUUUAAGCCAGGAGAUCUGCAAGCUGCAAAAUGAGCUUGAAGUGUAUAUUCAGAAAGUAGAAGAGCUAGCCAACAGAGGGGAGAAAAUAGAGGAGCCACUGGAGCCUGAAGAGCAAAACAAGAUGGAGAUACGCAGACAGAAGCAGGCAGCCCGCUCAGCACGUGUCAUCUAUGUUCUUCAGCAACAGGUAAAGGAGAUACAAGAGGAUAUGGAGAAACUACGAAACCAAAAAAUGUGGGACACCAAAAAGUCUAUGGCAAUAAACAGACUUGUAGCUACGCACCGUGGGACACUCAGGGCCUUACAAGUUUGUAUCCACCAGCUUUCAGACAUAUCUCAUGGCCAGUUACCCUCUUAUUACAAAGAGCUGGGCCAGCUGAUUCGCCAGCUCUCUUUGUGUUCAGCUAAGGUUCAAGUAGAACAGGGUUCAGCUGUGCCCGAGACGGCCCUCAACAUCCUGCAGAAACUAGAGACUUUGGAUUCUGCCCUCAGUAAACAAGAGCUGCUUGAAAAGUUGCAAGCCCGAGCAUGUCCUCCACACAGGAGGUCUCCUCAUCGCAGCAUGUCACCUACUAGGUCACCUAAGGGUCCCAGCGCCUCAACUGUUCGAGGACCUCGCAAGUCAGGAAAUCCCAAAAGAGCAGUCAGAGGUGUAGGUAAGAGGACGGCCUUGCAGAAAACUACCUCUCACCAGCUGAUGAACAGGAAAGAAAUGCUCAGGGCUGGCCUGGAGACCCUCGCCCAGAGGGAGCUGCAGGGACGCCCUCAGGCAAACACCACCUGCAGAAAAGGAGGUUCUCGACACUCUGAGAGAAGCAAGGCUAACAUUAUAAUGAGGCGUAAUCAGAUGCAAGAAGCAGGUUUCCAGCAGCCUACAGUUGCCUCUCAGCUCCGAGUGAACCAACUCCCUCAGAAAGAGCACUCUGUGCCCUGGAUACCAACAUCCCCUCACUCUCCCCCUCUACAGCGAUCCCCUCAAAGGAGAAGACCAGAGCCUCGAUGUCUCUUCUCUCCUGUAAAGCCGUCGCCCAGUCCUCCAAAGCAGACGGUGGCUGGUAGUUUUGGAGCGGAGGCGGGGCUGAGCUCAGGAAUGAAGGAACAAGCUCAGAAUGAAGCUUUAAGGAACGCCUGGUUGGAUAAGAUGACGAUGCAGAGACUGAAAGAGCUCAACCAGCUGAGUAAAGAAGAGGCUCAGCGCAUUCAGACAUUAAGGUCAGAAGUUGUCUCGCCAACGCGAUGGGCUGAGAGAGCUGAGCAGGAGGCCAGAGAGAGAAUUCAGCCCCGUCUGGAUGGCGCACAGCAGAUUGGUGAGUCCAGGAACAGGAUCAGCUCCUCACUGAGGAAUCAGCUGUCUGAGCAGGCUGCAGAGAGGGCAGCAGAGAGUGCAGAGCAGCUUAGUGAGGCACUGCUGGAAGAUUUGUUAGAGGACACUGCACGGGCGGCGUGGGCGGCAGAGACAGACAGACAGUUGGAGGGCAUGGCUCAGUGUAGGCUGCAGGCCCCCACCCUGGAGAGCAUGCUGCUUCGUAUGGAGGAGAUACAGAAAGAUCAGGAGGAAGUGAGGAGACGGUUUGCUUCUAUCACCUACUCAGACCCUCUUUACUGGGACCGCCCAGGAGCAGCAGGACCCCAGUGCCAUGCCCCGGGCUCCAGGCCAGCCUCUCCUCAGCCAAUUAGACUCACAAGGCCAGUGCUGAGGCAGAGCUCUGCGGCUGAUAUUGUCCUAGAGAAACCCGUGGAGACAGGACACAGCAUUCUGUUUGAGAACAGCCUUACAGAGGAGGUAUCCCAAGGAGAACAGCUACCCAGACACAGCACCAUGUUCCCAGGCCCAGUGGAGAGGACCAGGGGGACUAUUAUCUCCGUGCCAGGCAACAUGCUGAGAAGUAUCCGACGGUACAGGGAAGACUACGAGGCUUACCUGCGUGUUGUGGCUCAUGAGGCUGUCGGAGGCUUCAACCCCUGGGCUAUCGCAGACAGCCUGGCGGAUGAUUUGCUGUCGGAGGCUCUGGCUGACGUGGCAGCAGAGUUUCAAGAUGUUGUGGAGGAGUACGCUGAGGCCGUCUUCACCUCAGAGUUUCUUCAGCCGGUCCGGUCGCCUUCUGCUUCAGCUGCAGCUUUGGUCAGCCAAUAGGUGUUCGAAGCGGUUUCUUACACAUAAUAUGUAUUUAUUUUAGUGGAAAAUCUGCAAAGAUCUAGGGUCAUUUUUUCACCUUAUGAUUAUUUUUCUCCAAUGUCACAGGUGAUGUUUCAUUUUGGAAUGAAACUCCCUGACUUCUGUACUUAUUUUCUUUUAUUUACAAAGAUCUCUAUUUAAUUGGGAUUGUAGAUAUUUUUAAAUGAUGCUGCAGCAGAUGAGAUUGUUGAAUUGCACAGGGAGCA
Molecule: messenger RNA, 3242 nt
Organism: Plectropomus leopardus (leopard coralgrouper)
Lineage: Eukaryota; Metazoa; Chordata; Actinopteri; Perciformes; Serranidae
Product: KIAA0753 ortholog
Biological process (GO): protein localization to centrosome; centriole replication
Cellular component (GO): centriolar satellite; microtubule organizing center
Source: RefSeq, a predicted model, not a curated record